AUGGCUGAAAUGGGAGAUUUUCCAUGGCUACCACCAGCAGGUGCACGGAGCCCACGCACUGAUUUCACAAACCAGCUGUCUGAGGAGCAGGGUCUCCUCACAGUGCCUCGGACAGAGCUUCCUUCUCCUCAGGACACACCCAGGAGAGGCCAUGUUUUCAGGGUACCUCGUGACACCUGUGGCCACAUUUAUGAGGAAGACGAAGCCUACUUCAUCUCAGGACCCGCCCAUGAGUGGCAGUGGCUAUGGGACACCUGGAGUCGCGUCCACUAUGAGGAUGAAGACUCCUUUUCUGGACCUGCCAAGGAGGGGCUGUUGCUACAGGACACCUGGUGCUACAUCCAGGAUUUUGUUAGCCUAUUGAAAAUCAAGAAUGCAAUAGCUGCAUGUGAAAGAUCAACAGAACAUAAAAAAUGUAACUGUGAGCAACUUAAAGUAAAAUUUCGAAAAAUGAAAAAUAAGAUUAGCAUGGUACAAAAGGAACUAUCUGAAACAGAUGAAACCAAAUCACAGUUAGAGCAUCAGAAUCUUGAAUGUAAACAAAAGCUCUGUAAUUUCAGCUGUAUCUUACAAGAAGAAGAAGAAGAAAGAAGAAAGCCUGAAGAGUUGUAUGAAAAAGAUACGGAAGAGUUAAAAAUAAUGGAAGAUCAGUAUAGGACACAAACCGAAGUGAAAAAACAACUUCAGCUGACUCUCGAAUUGUUGGAAGUGGAAUUGAAGACUGUAAGAAGUAACUCAAAUGAGAGUUCUCAUACUCAUGAAAAAGAAAGAGACCUGUGGCAGGAAAAUCACGUGAUGCGGGAUGAAAUUGCCAGACUCAGGCUGGAAACAGACACAAUAAAAUAUCAGAACCAGGAAACUGAAAAGAAAUAUUUCAAGGAUAUUGAAAUUAUAAAGGAAAACAAUGAGGACCUUGAAAAGACUCUAAAGCUGAAUGAGGAACCAUUAACGAAAACAAUAACCGAUUACAGUAAAGAGCUUCAUGCUCUGAUGGAUGGGAAUACAAUGGUCAAUUUGGAGCUAGAGAAGGAAAAACAAAGCACACAAAGACUGAAAACAGAAAUGGAAUCAUACCCUUGUAGACUGGCUGCUGCCCUAUGUGAUCACGAUCAGUGUCAGUCAGCAAAAAGAGACCGACAGCUUGCUUUCCAGAGCACAGUAAAUGAAUGCUGUCAUUUACAAGAAAAUAUUAAUUCUCACAUUCAGAUUCUUUCUCAGCAACUUUCUAAAGUUGAGAGUACAUCCAGUGGCCUGGAAACUGAGCUGCAUUAUGAAAGAGAGGCUCUCAAAGAAAAGACAUUGGCUGUAGAACACAUACAAGGAUCAGUCCUAAGCCGAACACAGUGUCGACUGAAGAACAUUGAGCACAUGUACCAAAAUGACCAACCUAUUUUUGAAAAAUACGUGAGAAAGCAGCAAUCUGUAGAGGAUGGACUAUUUCAACUACAAAGCCGAAAUCUGUUGUAUCAACAGCAGUGUAAUGAUGCUCACAAGAAAGCUGACAAUCAGGAAGAAAUAAUAAUUAAUAUCCGAGCCAAAUGUGAAGAUACUGUAGAAAAACUUCAAGCUGAGUGUAGAAAGCUAGAAGAGAACAAUAAGGAGUUGAUGAAGGAAUGCACUCUUUUAAAAGAAAGACAAUGCCAAUGUGAAAAAGAGAAAAAAGAAGGAGAAGUAGUCAUGAGGCAGCUGCAGCGAGAAGCGGGGGAUGCCCUGAACAAACAGUCACUGUCAGAGGCUAUGCUAGAGAUUUCAUCACAACGUCACGUUAAUUUAGAAGAUGAGACACGAAAUUCAAAAAAGAAAUUAGGCCAGCUGAGAAGUCAAGUAUGUAUGAAACUUAGCAUGUCAACAGUUACUCUGUAG
Messenger RNA from Rhinopithecus roxellana (golden snub-nosed monkey), 1863 nucleotides. Its product is annotated as ankyrin repeat domain-containing protein 62-like. The record is from RefSeq and is a predicted model, not a curated record. Lineage: Eukaryota; Metazoa; Chordata; Mammalia; Primates; Cercopithecidae.